This is a messenger RNA of Bolinopsis microptera, 2303 nucleotides long. Its product is annotated as ATP-dependent Clp protease ATP-binding subunit ClpX-like. Gene Ontology annotation, cellular component: mitochondrial matrix. The record is from RefSeq and is a predicted model, not a curated record. The transcript has 9 exons. Bases 110 to 1639 code for a protein of 509 amino acids. Gene Ontology annotation, molecular function: ATP binding; ATP-dependent protein folding chaperone; ATP hydrolysis activity. Gene Ontology annotation, biological process: protein folding. NCBI's taxonomy places the organism in Eukaryota, Metazoa, Ctenophora, Tentaculata, Lobata, Bolinopsidae.
AUUGUAAAAUGAUAUGCAUAAUUUAUCUUAGAAAUCAACAAGUGAGAUUGAAAAUAAUAAAAAUGUUAGGCUCUCACUGAACAUGAUCUAACAGGGAUGGUAGUGAGUAAUGUUGAGUCAAGUAUCCAUACAAUCAGUAAGAGUGUUAAGAUGUCUGGGCACGUUUAAAGUGCAAUGUUGUAAGAAACAUUACUCCUGCCUGCAACCAGCCUCCCUCCCUCCUAAACACAUCACCCACCUUUCUACUACUACUUCUAAACACCCUUCUCGUCAGUUGUCCAGUACUUCUGAUCCAGAUGACCCUAUCUCCCGCUGCCCCAAGUGCGGAGGCCCACUAAACAAUCUGAAGGGAGUUUCCACCACCCCACGAUUUGUGAAAUGUCAGCAAUGUGAAUAUUUCUACGUUUGUGACAUUUUCAACAAUGACAUGAGAGUCGAAUCAAGCCACCUUGACCCAGCGUACGACACCAAAGAAGACAGACUUCCUACCCCUAAAGAGAUAUUCUCGUAUCUGAACGAGUAUGUUAUAGGACAGAGCCACCCGAAGAAAGUGCUAUCAGUUGGUAUCUACAAUCAUUACAAGAGGAUACAGAUAAACUUAUCUGAGAAGAAGUCAUCUAGAGUGUCGGGUAUCUCCAAGAUGGAUAAAACUAACGUCUUGCUUCUCGGACCUACAGGGACGGGUAAGACGCUGUUAGCUCAGUCCCUGGCUCACUGUCUAAAAGUACCUAUGACUAUUUGUGACUGCACUUCUCUCACUCAAGCUGGGUAUGUUGGGGAGGAUGUGGAGUCUAUUAUCGCUAAACUUCUUAUUGCUGCCGACUUUAAUGUGGACAAGUGUCAGCGGGGCAUCGUCUUUCUCGAUGAGGUUGAUAAGAUCUCGAUGCGGUCUAAAGAUGUACAUGUGCGGGACGUAUCAGGUGAGGGAGUACAACAGGCUCUCCUCAAGCUUUUAGAAGGAACUUUAGUUACUAUUCCUGAACGACUUAUUCCCUCUCGAAAACUCAGAUCGGAGCCCAUUCAGAUUGAUACGACCAAUAUUCUUUUCAUUGCUUCCGGAGCUUUUGCGGGGAUCGAGAAGAUUGUCAGAAACAGAAAAGUUAAGAAAACGGUCGGGUUUGGUAGCCCAAUAUCUAAAGAUGCAGCUAUUCUUGAUCAGACCAAAAACAAAGAAAACUUCGAGCAACAACUUAAAAUUAACGAUGACUUUUUAAAGGAGAUUGACGCAGAAGAUCUGGUGAACUACGGGAUUAUACCUGAGUUUGUGGGCAGGAUGCCUCUCUGUGUAUCUCUCAUGUCAUUAGAUCGCGAGGCUCUGGUAACGAUCCUAACCCAGCCCAAGAACUCAAUAAUAUCUCAAUACAAGUACAUGUUCACUUUGGAUGACAGCGCACUCGUAUUCACUGAUGAUGCUCUGGACGCCAUUGCUGAACUAGCCAUCAAGAAACGAACUGGUGCACGCGGUCUGAGGAGUAUAUUAGAGAAUGUACUAAUGGAGAUAAUGUACGAAGUUCCAGGCUCAGACAUAACUCAAGUAACGAUAACGAGGGAAGUGGUGGAGAAGCAGUCACAACCUCUCUACAAACGAGUUGAUAAAGGGGACAAGGAAGAGAGUGCAGCAGCUGCUAUUAAAAUAUAAUGAGGGAUUUUGAGAUGUUUUAGAGUCCAUUGAGGCGGAACGAAAUUCAGAAAUUGAUAAAAACCUGAUCUUGUUUGACAAAUAUUUGAAAAUUGAAGUUAUAGAUUCUCAACAGUGACCUUAUUAUGUCCAGCCCCCCCCCCUCACCAGCCCAGUUACCAUGGUUACAGCCCCCCUCACCAGCCCAGUUACCAUGGUUACAGCCCCCCUCACCAGCCCAGUUACCAUGGUUACAGCCCCUCACCAGCCCAGUUACCAUGGUUACAGCCCCCCCUCACCAGCCCAGUUACCAUGGUUACAGCCCCCCCUCACCAGCCCAGUUACCAUGGUUACAACGACCACUGACCCAGUCAUCUUACUCCUUGUAUGUAUUGUAUUAAAUCGCAUCUCAAGUGGUGCCAACUUAUUUUUUUGUUGAAAUAACCAAAGAGUCUUUAAAACACAAAAGCAUGAGAAUGAGAACAAAUUGGAUUAUUAAGUUAUUACAUCCUAGUGAUCGUUAUACUUUAUUAGUUUUUAUCAUUGAACUAAUGCAAAACUUUCCGAAAUAUUGUUUUGUUUAUGAUUUUAUACGGGUAGUCAAAAUGUUUUGGGGUUGAAUUGAAGUAUGAAGACACACUUCACAUGUUAUUGUAUACAGUGAAACCGAUUUUAAAAUGUGAAA